This is a messenger RNA of Klebsormidium nitens, 1224 nucleotides long. The record is from the annotation of a GenBank genome assembly. Lineage: Eukaryota; Viridiplantae; Streptophyta; Klebsormidiophyceae; Klebsormidiales; Klebsormidiaceae.
AUGGCUUCCGCUGCGCGCCUCUCCCUCCUCUUCCUUGUUUCCGCUGCGGUCCUUUCCGGCUCAGCCGCGCAGCAGGUCAAUGUUCCGGUGACGGUGCAGUGCCUGAACGUGCUGGAGAACAACCAGAUCCUCAACAUCCCUGGUGCCAAUGUGGGCGUCGUCCAGGUCAUCGCGGCAGCUCUCGGUGGCGCCGGCCAGGCCCCAAGCGCGCUCUUCUUCAACAGCAGCAGCAGCACCAACAACUGCACCAACAACCAGAACUUCAACAGCAACUCCACGUGCAGCUCCGCCAUUGGCCCCGUUAACCUGGGUGUUCUAGGCCAGGGCACUCUCACCCCCUGCUACAACGGGGCGUUCGCAGGGUCAAAGUGCCAGGAUUGGCCCCACCUGAUCCUGCGAACGCCCAACGAGCCUACCGCGGGCGGACGCAAGCUGCUGCAGCAGAUCAACGUUCCCGUCACCGUCCAGUGCCUGAACCUGCUGGAGAACAACCAGAUCCUCAACAUCCCCGGACUAAAUCUCCGCAAUUGGCCCAAUCAAUGCUGGCAUUUUGGUCAGGGCACUCUCAUCCCCUGCUACAACACCCCCGCCACCCCCGCCCCCACCGCCGGCGGCCGCAAGCUGCUGCAGCAAGUUAACGUGCCGGUUACCGCCCAGUGCGUUAACCUGCUGGACAACUCCCAGGUCGCCACUGACAUCCCCAACGCGGUCGUCCAAGUCAUCGGAGUGAUUGCCGCAGUAGCCGGCGGAGGUGGCCAGACCCCAUCUGCCAUCUUCUACAACACCGGCACGAGCACCAACAACUGCAAGAACCUGCAGGAGUUCAACUCCAACAGCACCUGCAGCUCCGGGGUUGGCCCUGUGAACGCUGGCGUGCUCGGCCAGGGAACUUUUAUCACGGGCUACCCCACCCCCCCCGCCGGCGGCCGCAAGCUGCUCCAGCAGAUCAACGUCCCUGUUACCGUUCAGUGCGUGAACUUGCUCAACAACAACCAGAUCCUCAACCUCGCAAACCUGAACGUGGGCGUCAUCCAGCUCAUCCUGUCCGUGCUCGGCGGAGGAGGCCAGACCCCGAGCGCCGUCUUCUUCAACAGCGGCACCUCCACCAACAACUGCCAGAACAACCAGGAAUUCACCAGCACCAGCAACUGCUCCUCCGCGAUCGGACCCGUCAACGCUGGUGUUCUCGGCCAGGGCACUCUCAUCCCUUGCUACGGAUCUUAG